CUCCUGCCGAUUUAAUACUCAUCUCCCGCAGAGGGCGCAAUAUUUUUUGCGGCACAGGGCAUCCCAGCGUUAAAGGAGCGAGAUCCUUGGAUGUCCUCGGGUCUGCACCAUCUGCGUUUGUUAAAGCAGUUCACGUGCAUCAACGAGGGGGAUGAAAGAGGCUCCGAACGCGAACGCGGGGUUUGUUAGGAGGGCGAGCCCGACGCCUCAGAUAGCCGUGUGGUCCGGGCAAGAUCCAUGGAGACCACUGAAGACUCGCCGGAUGUCAACCUUCAGGCGACAAACGCAUAUGGUCCCGGUUCGACCCUGUCCCGACCGUCAACGGGGCCCACAUACCAGGCAGGAGCAGUAGAGAGCGUCGGCCCCAACGCUGCAAGCUUCGUAGCUUUAAUGUCUGUGAUGGCCAAGCUGGAGAGUAUUCUUAGACGCUACCUUUUCGAAGGUAUGAAGGCGAGUCGCGUGAGACGUCAGGAAGAGGACAUUUGGCGGACGACAUUUACUGAUGCUGUGCGCUUGCGUCUUGCCUAUCGACCGGGCGAGGAUUUUGUGUUGGUGUGGCUAUAUUCGCCGAUCGGGUACGCCAUUUCUCAAGCAAGGUCGGUUGAAGACUUGAGGGACAUGCUGGGUGACUACCUUUUCGCAGCUAUGGAAGCCAGUAAUCAAAGAAAGGAAGAGAAGAGGAGGGGAAUACUAACAUGUACUGGCGGCGUAAACGUGUCCUUUCCCAACGGCAAGGACGGGGAUAGCAAGCUGGAGAUCAUAUUGGGUUUCGAUAUCGGCCGAAACAUACACGCAGAAGCUUAUCCUAGCUAAGUUUUUGGGACUAAUUUGAAGUCCGUCCUGUCUACAACUGCACCCCACCCUCUAGGAAGAAGUAUGUCCUCCUUGUCCUUAUCCGUGUUCUAAGAGGUGACUUCUCUUACGCCCACACUUAUACGGCCAGAUCUAGCCUUCUAUGACAUAAGUCUAUCGUAAUCAACCGCUUUGAAAGUAUGCCAGUCGAUAUAUUCAUACGCGCCGUUGUUGGUUCGGUCGGGCUA
Trematosphaeria pertusa is the source of this 1040-nucleotide messenger RNA. RefSeq lists its product as uncharacterized. The record is from RefSeq and is a predicted model, not a curated record. NCBI's taxonomy places the organism in Eukaryota, Fungi, Ascomycota, Dothideomycetes, Pleosporales, Trematosphaeriaceae. The transcript has a single exon. The coding region runs from base 238 to 813 and encodes 191 amino acids.